CAAUCGUAAUUAAUCAGUUGGGCCUAAUUUGAUGGAACUUGUGGCCCAAUGUUAUCGAUUUCACAGUUCUCUGCUUCAAGAACACACCCUGAAAUCAUCCAACUGCUUCAACUCUCUUCUUCUUCCUCUUCAAUUUCCCCUCCUUAAACCCUAGAUUCCCCAUCUCUGUUUUAUCAGCUCUGAAUUCCAUCCAGCGCCCGGUGAAAGAUGGCAGCUUUUCUUCUGACCAGAACGCUCCACUUGAUCAGAAGACCCAGACAGUUAGCUCCCCUGUCCUCGUCGUCGCCCCUCGUCCGUCAUUUCAACUCAACCGCCGCCGCCCAUCAGCCGCCGGAUCCGGAAGGGCAGUCGUCUUUCUCUUUCGGCGACGGUGGAGAUAGCGGCGGCGAUGCAAUCCAUCUCAAGGGGCCUAGCUCUGGCUCGAAACGUGGGGGCGGGUCGUCGUCGGUGACGAUGCCGAUGUCGUUCAUGACGGGAUCUAUCGUCGGGAAGAGGUUCUACAAGCAAGUGACGACGAGACAGGCCGACGACGGCAACGGGUGGUCGGUGAUGCUUGAUUACAGGACGCUCAAGACCCCUUCGAAAAGGGCUCUGAAGUUGCCGACUUUGUCUCUUGCCAAGGCAAUUGCUGCUGAGUGGGAUUACCAGCAAACAGAUGGAAUCAGACCUUUCACCAUGCCACUUAUGAGGCUUGCUUGUACUGCAUUGGAGAGGGUUCCAAUCACACGCCCAAAGAUUAUAGACGACUUGAUGAAGAAAUUCAACCAGGACUUGGUUUUCUGUCGUGCUCCUUGGGAUAAUAAUCUAACCAGUGGUGUAUAUGAUCGGCAGGUUGAGAAAAUCGAUCCUUUGCUCAAUUGGGUGAAGACAGAAUUUGGGUUUAAGCCUGUGGUAUAUUCGAGUUUCUUUGGUGGGAAGCAAGAUGAAGGUCUGGCGAAGGCAAUGGAAAAACUUCUGAAAAGUACCAGUAAUUGUGAAUUGACAGCGAUUGAUGCUCUAGCAGCUGCAUCGCAUUCUUUGGUGAUUGCUGUUGGGAUCUUUCGUGGGAGGUUGGACAUUGAAGAAGCAAUUGAGUUGAUUAGACUUGAAGAAGAUUUACAGGUUGACAACUGGGGUUUAGUUGAAGGAGGUCAUGAUUUGGAUAUUGCUGAUCUCAAGGUACAAAUAUCAUCAGCGGUAGUGUUCCUUGGUCUUUCAAAGUUUUAAGCUUUGUGUAUCGCUAGAAUCUUACAGAAUAUGUCUCUACAAGAGUCAGCUUUCCUAAGGAUAGUUUUGAGCUAUUGUUGUGAUUGCCUGAGAGUUUCGCUGAUGUAAUAAUCCAUCUCUGGAUAUGAGAAGUCAGUUACUGCUGAUUGAUGUACAAUGAAGUGAACUGACAAAGAAAAAUGCAGAAUUAAGCUAUCCAGGAAAG
Messenger RNA from Linum trigynum, 1411 nucleotides. The record is from the annotation of a GenBank genome assembly. NCBI's taxonomy places the organism in Eukaryota, Viridiplantae, Streptophyta, Magnoliopsida, Malpighiales, Linaceae.